AGGAGAGUUUCGCUUGUGGAUUUCAUCUCUCUCUCAAACCAGUCAAACGAAUUCCAUAAUUUUGCUCAUUCAAGGUAAAAGAAUAGCGUAAAGAGUUUUCGCUUGUUGAUUACUUUAUCCACACCCAUAUCACCAAUUCCGACCCAUCCCCUUCAAUUCCGCCACUUCCCAAAAAGACAAAACCCAAUCUUCCAUUUCCCCUUUUCAUUUCGCUCAGUUUCAGUCCAACUGCAGCAACUUCAAAUCAUCGAUCAAGUUCACACCUUUACCCACGCCAUUUCCUAUUUGAAAUGCUAGUGAUGCGAUGUCGAUUAUCUGCGGCUUGCCUCUUCUCGAGUGCGUAUACUGCAUAGGAUGCGCGAGAUGGGCUUGGAAGCGGUGUUUGUACACCGCUGGCCACGACAGCGAGUCAUGGGGCCUCGCUACUCCCGAAGAGUUCGAGCCCGUUCCAAGGCUCUGCCGUUACAUUCUCGCCGUCUACGAGGAUGAUCUCCGCCGCCCCCUCUGGGAGCCGCCGAGGGGCUACGGAAUCGACCCCGAUUGCAUAGUUGUCAGGAAGAAUUACGACGAUACGCGCGGCCAAGCGCCUCCCUAUUUGAUAUACCUUGAUCAUCAUCACUCUGAUAUAGUUCUUGCUGUAAGAGGGCUUAAUCUAGCUAAGGAAAGUGAUUAUGCGGUUUUGAUGGAUAAUAAGCUGGGGAAGAGGAAAUUUGAUGGAGGGUAUGUGCACAAUGGGCUGCUCAAGGCGGCUGGCUGUGUUCUGAAUGCUGAGUGUGAUGUUUUAAGGGAUCUUCUGGAGAGGUAUCCGAGUUAUACGCUGACAUUCACGGGGCAUUCGCUAGGGUCUGGUGUGGCGGCGCUGCUGACUGUGGUGGUGGUGCAGAAUCGCCAUAGGUUUGGGGGUGUGGAGAGAUCGAGGGUCAGGUGCUAUGCGAUUGCACCGGCUAGAUGUAUGUCGCUUAAUUUGGCUGUCAGAUAUGCUGAUGUUAUUAACUCUGUUGUUCUUCAGGAUGAUUUUUUGCCUCGGACAGCCACUCCACUGGAAGAUAUAUUCAAGUCGCUUUUCUGUUUACCGUGCUUGUUGUGCCUAAGAUGCUUGGGAGAUACAUGCAUACCCGAGGACAAGAUGCUAAAAGAUCCAAGAAGGUUGUAUGCACCGGGUCGCCUCUAUCACAUUGUUGAGAGAAAACCUUUCAGGUGUGGAAGAUUUCCUCCAGUUGUGAAGACAGCAGUGCCCGUGGAUGGAAGAUUCGAGCAUAUAGUUCUGUCCUGUAAUGCCACCUCCGAUCAUGCUAUCAUUUGGAUAGAGAGAGAAGCUGAAAGGGCUCUGGAAUUAUUGCAAGAGAAAGAUGAUGCAUUGGAGAUUCCAGCGCGUCAAAGAAUGGAGAGACGGGAGUCGUUAGCCAAGGAUCAUGGUGAUGAGUACCGGUCUGCUCUACGCAGAGCUGUUACUUUAGCUGUUCCACAUGCCUUUUCACCGUCUCAAUACGGAACCUUUGAUGAAAGGGAGGAUGUGGAUUCGCAGCAAUCGUUAGGAGAUAGUUCGACAGGGUCAUCUUCCCAAAGCAAGAGUCGGGAGAGCUGGGACGAGCUGAUCGAGCGUCUGUUUGAGAGGGACGAGUCUGGUCACAUGCUGCUGAGGAAAUCACUUAUUGGUUGAGUGCUAUAUGUAUGUUAUGAAGGCAUCAUUCUUUUAUUCAAUAUUCUUUGUAUGAUUAUGUAGUCUCUUUUUUAUGUGUGUGAAUAUCAGUUUCAAGAAAAUCCAAACUGCAAUUCAAAAGUAUUGAAUUUUAAAUCUAAUA
Salvia splendens (bonfire salvia) is the source of this 1802-nucleotide messenger RNA. RefSeq lists its product as uncharacterized. Lineage: Eukaryota; Viridiplantae; Streptophyta; Magnoliopsida; Lamiales; Lamiaceae. The record is from RefSeq and is a predicted model, not a curated record. The coding region runs from base 305 to 1660 and encodes 451 amino acids. Gene Ontology annotation, biological process: lipid catabolic process. The transcript has 5 exons.